AUGGAGAUGAAGAAGGUUGUUGCUGAGGGGUUUGGAUGUUUUCGUUUUGAAGAGGAUGUGGGCAAGGUCUCGCUCAACCAGCAACAGAGUGUCGUUACUGACCAAGGGAAGGUUUUCAACGUGGCGCAUCCAACUAUUGAUCCAAUAUUCCCUAGCCGCCCUCCCGGGAUGAUCAGCCGCCAAUAUUUCGCGUACAACGACCACGCUGUUCCUAUUAGACCCAGCUCCAGAUACAAGGACAGUUCACCAAUCCUCGGUCAUUCUCCAAUCGCCAUUAGCGCAUGGUAUAUAUGGUAUAUGGCCGGUGCGGGCCGCACCCUAACCGGGCACGACGGGGAAUCCGCCAAUCGGAUUACGAGACGAGCCUCCGACAUGGAAGUCAAGCGGUAUGGUAUGGGCAGCGCCAGCCUCCAUGCUAGUACCGACUCGGCUCAAGCAUCGGGGUUGGUCUCCGAAAUAUUGAAAACGAACGAUCGAGACCAGCCGAAACCGGCACGGGGCACGCCGCACGCGAUACAAUUAACUCCGAAUUUCAGCACUGCACUUCCGUUUUCGGACAACUCACUUAUCAUUCAGCAAGCCGCUGUCGAGCAUUCAGGGUCCAUUCCUCUCGGUCGGAAGGAGUGGGUUGCUUGCUGGUCCAGAUCAAUCUGCGAGAUGGACCAGAUGACCUUUUCGCCGCAGGAACUACCCCGAUGCGACGCCCACUUUAUCUCCGUGUCGUCGAACCAGUCGCGACUCGCCGUCCGCAAAGUUCAAUGCCAAGGGAAGCCGUCUCGAAAGGGGCGAUACGAGGAGGCGGUAAGAGGAAGCGACCGCGCGGCCACGGGAAGGUCGCCGGGGAAAGGGGCGACUCAAGAGCGGCGCCCUCAACUUUCCCAUGAACAGCUCUCGAAGACGGCAUUUUCGGCCAAGCCCGAAGACGAGGAGGGAAACGGUUACGUCGCGAAAAGACACGAAGGGGAGAGCGGACGGGAUCCCGAGUUUUCCACCAAGCUUACCGUUGUCGAACUGGCCAACGUCCAAGACCAGAUGAUUUUACCAUCCAGUUUCGAUCUUUUAACAGUCCCCCGGGAGCUGACGUACCCAGCCGUGAAAGCCAAUGCGGACGACGAUCUUCGAGAAGGGGUAUUGCGGAAGGAUCACGACUGCCUUGUUCGGUCAACGGAACGAAAAAACGAAACUUCUGAAACGACAUUGAUCGACGGGACCAUCCGGGAUGACCUCUGGACAGGAACGAGGCCUCACCAGAGAUUGGAAACCACUGCCGGGCGGGAGAGCGUCCCGCCAUUAAUUGAUGGAUUGCUGGUCGUCUCAAAUAAGAAGUAA
Messenger RNA from Sodiomyces alkalinus F11, 1329 nucleotides. RefSeq lists its product as hypothetical. NCBI's taxonomy places the organism in Eukaryota, Fungi, Ascomycota, Sordariomycetes, Glomerellales, Plectosphaerellaceae. The record is from RefSeq and is a predicted model, not a curated record. Bases 1 to 1329 code for a protein of 442 amino acids. The transcript has 17 exons.